Molecule: messenger RNA, 723 nt
Organism: Gaeumannomyces tritici R3-111a-1
Lineage: Eukaryota; Fungi; Ascomycota; Sordariomycetes; Magnaporthales; Magnaporthaceae
Exons: 3
Coding region: 1-723 (240 amino acids)
Source: RefSeq, a predicted model, not a curated record
AUGCCCUCUUGCUGCCGCCCCGAUCCGUACCCGAGCAACGGCGUUACCUACUACACCCGCGCCCCGGACGCCGCGCUGAGGGGCGACCUCGAGGUCCACGGCGAGGUCGAGAUCGAGCACGCGGCGGGCUGGGGCUUCCGGGGCACCCUCGCCGGCAGGGUCAGAGUGCCAUCGGGGCGGGACGGCGGUGGCGGUGGCGGCGACGUCGUGGCCGACGGCACAUACGACGGCGUCUUCUUCGCCCCUGGGGUCACGUUCGCGGGGCGGGCGACGGGCAAGCUGGCGCUGUCGCCGGCGACGGUCCUCGUCGGCGCCGACGAGCCCCGCCGCGCCAUGUGCGGCUCCAGGUUCUGCCUGCAGGGCCGGCUCGUCUACGUCCCCGGGGCGACGGCCUUGGACUACCGGCGGCGGUUCUGGAGCAACCUGGUGUACGGGCACCACGGACGGACCCAGCUCCUGAGGCGCCGCGUGCUGCGGCGGCUGGACAUCAGCAGCAGCGCCAUAGACGCCGACAACGCCGGCAUCGUCACCGUCUGCUCCAUGGGCUUUGAGCGCAUCGUGUCGAGGGGCACGCUCGACGUCCAGUUCCACGUCGACUCGGACCAGAUCGACACCCGCCGCUUCGUCGCGCGCUUCCACGUCGUCGACAGCGACUGGCCCUUUGCGAGGUAUGGCGCCGACGCCCUCUUCGUCGACGGCAUGGCCGAGAUUGCCGCCCGUUGA